Messenger RNA from Guillardia theta CCMP2712, 378 nucleotides. RefSeq lists its product as hypothetical. The record is from RefSeq and is a predicted model, not a curated record. NCBI's taxonomy places the organism in Eukaryota, Cryptophyceae, Pyrenomonadales, Geminigeraceae. The transcript is spliced from 3 exons. The annotation marks the transcript as partial.
UAUACAGGAGGAGCUAUCAACAACCAGCGAUCGGGUGUUGGUGUACAGAACUACCUCAAUGGAGACGAAUACUUCGGGGAGUGGAAGAACAAUCUCCGACAUGGCGUCGGCACCAUCAUUCUCGCUGAGAAGAGCGAGAGGGGGGAGGGGCAGGACAGGCAGCGGCGGCACAAUGCGAGAUACAAGGGAGAGUGGAGGGAGGGUGAAAUGCAUGGCUUCGCAGGUACGAUGGUUUACCACAACGGCUGCGAGUACGUCGGCGAGUUCGAGAGGAGCAGGCGGUCAGGUUUCGGCUGUUUGACGUCCGUCAACGGCGUGCGGUAUGAGGGCGAGUGGCGCAACGACCUCAAGCAUGGCGCCGGGCUUCUCCUCUUCGGC